GAGUGCAGGAAACAAAUCAGUUUGAAUUAAUUUGAAUCAAUAAAUUUUAUUUCAAAGUUUAAUUUAUUUCAAAUUUGACUAUUCUGAGGUUGUGUUUUAUCGUAAUGUUAAAAGGAAAUAUCACAAAUAAUUGGAAAGAAAAUACACAUAUGAAAAUUAGAUCAAUUUAACUAACAAUCGGUUACCAUAUUUUGUUUUUUAUACAGAUUUGAGAGGGGAUUUCCGUCAAGAACCCAGCGACACCAUGGCUCUGCUUGGGGAGGCGGUGGUGUUGGAGUGCUCCCCUCCUCGUGGGCACCCGGAGCCGGAGGUUAGCUGGGAGAGGAACGGACAAACGGUGGUAGAAGAUGGGAUUAGAGUGAGAAUACUGACAGAUGGAAACCUGGUUAUAUCACAGCCCAAGUCAAGUGACAUAGGGAAUUAUGUCUGUGUAGCAACCAACUCUGAGGGAGCCAAACGUAGUGCUGCCGGACGAUUGAUCAUAAAUUCGCGUCCUGCUUUCACAGAGGUCCCUUUCGACACAUUGGCCAUCCCGGGCGAGACCAUCACCCUUCCCUGUGUAGCGGAGGGCGAGCCUGCACCCACCAUCAGAUGGGUGAAGCAAGAUGGCACUCUACCACUGAACAGGAAUACCAUGUUGCAAGACAGCUCUCUACGGAUCAGCAAUGCAGAGUCGAGCGAUUCAGGCACCUACAUCUGCACCGCUCAGAACACCUGGGGUGAUAAGAGCGUGGAAGCGAUCGUCACCGUCAGCUCUGCCCCAAUGUUCACCCGUGUACCGGUGGAUCGGACCGUGGUCGUAGGUCAAGAUGCGUUCUUCCUCUGCCAGGCCACUGGGCUUCCCACUCCAUCAAUCUACUGGAAGGAACGAGGUGCAAAGCCCCUCAUGUUCCCUGGUGACCGUAACGCACAAUUCGAGGUGACCAAUGACGGUCGGCUUCACCUUUUUUCGGUCACGCGAGAGAACGAGGGAUACUACGUCUGUUCGGCGAUGAGCGGAAGGGGGUCUGUCGAGGAUUCUGCCUAUCUUAGGGUUCUUGACGAUAACCUACCCCUACCGCCCAUCAUCCACAUCGGACCGUCCAAUCAGACGCUAGUAGAAGGGAGCCCCGCCCAACUGAUAUGCCAAGCAGAAGGACGCUCCCAACCGUCCAUCGACUGGCUGAAAGACGGAGCGCCUUUACAGCUUGUGGGAACCAGAAUCACAUUGGAUGGGUCAGGAACGCUCAAAUUCUCCUCCCUGACGCCGGAUGAUGCAGGAAGUUACACCUGCAGUGCUGCUAACAGCGUAGGAGCAACCAAAUGGUCCUCAUCACUCCAAGUCAUCAGGAGAGCAUUUGCAGGAACGGAGCAGGUGCACGAAGCUCCAAGCGUAACACAGCUACCUCAGGCACCAGGGUUUCCCAUCGUUGAUAACAUCACCAGGACGACCAUGAGGCUCACCUGGCCUAGCGCCAGGCCCCUGCCAGACAGGACAGUGUCGCUGACUGGAUACAGGGUGGAGUACUUUACUCCGGAUAGAAUAACAGGAUGGACAGUGGCUGCUGUACGCAUCCAAGGAAACUCCUUCGAGGUACGGAACCUAGAACCAGGGUUCACGUAUGUCUUCAUGGUACGAGGGAUCAACGCCCACGGCUACGGCCCUCCGAGCCCCGUCAGCAUAGCUGCUAACACCCCUACCGGUACCCAUCGCGAGGUGCCGGGCCCCAACGCGGAGCCAGGGGUCACCACACCAGCUACAGAGGGAGCUGAAAGCCGGGAUAUUCUGCAAGAUAAGUUGGAUAACUGUGGGGUCUAUAUCAAGAGAGUCCAAGUUCUCGGCACACAAGCCAUUAACGUCACAUGGCAGAUUAUUCGUAACGGGGAUUACAUCGACGGCUACUACCUCAAGGUGACUCCCCAGGUCAAGGCUCCGGGCAUCUUUGAGAUGAACCGAGUGGUCAACGACAAGACCGCCGUCCAGGGCGGGCUGCAGCCAUGGACAGAGUAUGCGAUCACCAUUCAGCCAUACCACGGGGCAUGGCAUCGAGGCAGGGAGAGCAGGAAGGUGGUCAUAAAGACAGCCCAGGAUGUUCCAAGAGCCCCGCCAAAUUCGAUCAAAGCUCGUCAGAACGGUUCCACGUCCAUCAAGGUCAGCUGGCGCCCUCCCGCAGUCAACCAGGUCCCUGGGAUCAUCGCUGGAUACCACAUCUUCUGCCUCAGCGAGAACCCGCCCCAUCAUCCCAACAUCACCACCAGGAAUAACCGCACGUUGGAGGUCGCCGUCCCUAACCUCCGACCCGGAGCACAGUAUGGGGUUAAGGUCGCGGCCUAUACCAUCGCAGGGAUGGGACCCUUCAGUGAUAUCGUCUACGUCACCCUGCCUCCAGGUCCUGAUGACCCAGAGAAGAGAGGCAGUAAUGACGGUCUGGACUCCGGGGGUGGGAUGGACAUCUUAUCAGAGCCCUGGUUCUAUGCGGCAGUGGCCCUAGCCCUCCUCUUCGUCAUCACAUCAAUCUUUCUCCUCUUCUGGCGUCGUCACAAGAAGAAACCUUGCUCGCCUGUUGGAAAUGGUAUGAUAAGCAAGGACAAUGUUACAGUUCAAAAUAUGGCCGCAAGACCGACUCAGCUGAAUGGGACGGCUCAUCCGGAAGGGGAGCACACAUGGACUUCCAAUUGUCCUCCACACUCACAUAACCACCAAGGUUGUAUGGGUAACUGCUGUACAGGCAAUGGUUCCUCCGGAGACGACACCCUAGAAAAGAACAAGGCCCCUCCGGCAUCUAAGUGGCCCAACGGUGCCCCGCCUGUCUGGCUUCAAGAAGUUUACAAUCCCAAAUAUCCAUCCCACCUGCAGAGUCAGGUGAGCAAAGAGACGCACCUCACGCAUGAUAGUCAGAGCAGUUCAGGAUUUGGUUCAUCCUUCCCUACUCUGAGUACCUUCCAUGGAAUGAUGAUGCAUCCAAGCUCACCGGAGUAUGCAGUGGUUGAAAAUGAGGCCGAGAUGGAUGAAGAAAUGUGCAUGCAUGCCGGCAGCACCCUUCCUAUCAUUCCAAGCCCUGGUUCCGGACGACCUCCGCCCCAGUACAACCAGCACCUUCACUUCCCCCACCACCAGAUAUCAGAUGACCCCGAACCUUACGCCUCGGCGACCCUCGUCCAACCUCCCAACAUGCGAGAGUACCCCGCCCGACGACAGAACUGCAGUGAUAAUAGUUCGGAGUGGUCGGGCUCAUGGCAGUCGUCGAAUAGAGAUGGGCGUCGACCCGGUCGGAUGGUGAAGCCUGGAGGGCAUGGUAGCCCCCGGGGUUGGCACGCCCCUUACGAUGGCCCACCGGCUGUACCAGACAGAGAUAUGGGUUACUCAGACCAAGGUAGUCAGUACUCAAGAUGCAGCUCAGCAUCCAAGCGAUGCAGACAUCCUCACGCUACCACACCCGGUAGACAACCUCAGCGAAACUGGGCGGAGUUCCUGCCCCCACCCCCUGAGCAGCCCCCAACAGACAUGGACUCUCCUGGGGGUUCAUUGCCCCCCUCCCAUCCCGGGUCCAUCAAGUCUUCCUUCUACCGGAGGGGCAGUAGCCCGAACCAGCACGCUCAGGCGUAUGUCCAAAUCAACCCAGGGGCGUGUGAGGAAUGCGAGGCCGCGGCGACACAUCAUUGUCCUCCGGUACCUCCGCGCAAUCACCAGCAGAGCCCGCUUCUCAAUCAGCCCCUCUCCGGGAACAACUCGCCCGUCCCCAUCUAUCCACCACCGCUUCUCCCCCAGCAAUCCUGUAGGACGGAGAUUCCAGGCCCAGGGUCGCAUUUCCAGCCCAUCAACUCGUCCCUGAGUCCGCCCCCAGGCGAUAGCCCCAGCCACCAAAGGGGUGUGCAUAAACUGAUUAAGACCCCGCCCCCGGUCCACAACACUACUACCAGCGGGAACAUGACACCGGAAUUCGGUGGGUGCUCAAAGCAAACUGUCAUACCCUUACAAUCGGGGCCAGGGAGCCCGGGAAGGGGGUCGCAACAAAUGCACCAGCAGUCGAUAGCACCGCAAAGAGUGUUUGAAGACCCAAGGCACGCCCAGAUCGGUCAGGAGUUGCUUAAAUAUAUGACCAGGAAUGAACUGGAAGCAAUGUCGGAGGAUACCCCAUAUGCACCCAUGGAAAUGACCCUAAAAAAUACUGAAGGGUCAAAUUCCGCUGUCCAUCCCUCCCUAAGCGAGGUAGAGACCACCGAACUCAACAGUUUGGAUAGUAAGGAUAGAGACAUGGAUACAGCCAGUAAUUGUACAGGGUCGAUGUUAGCUUACGGUAGCAGCAGUAAUGGAAGCAGGAGAAACAGUGUCGUCAGUACGAGUUCGGACGGCUCGUUCUUCGCCGAGACGGACUUUGCCAAUGCAGUGGCAGCAGCAGCACACAAUGCUGGAGUAUUGGUCAUGCAGAGAGACACGCCACUUUCAAGUCAACAUUUGCUGAGAGAAGAUACUGUCUGAUGCGGGAAGAAAAGAUGGAAAAUAUUGUAAUUUCACUAUGCGUGGAGGAGGAGCUGAAGGAAAAAAAUACAGUACAUUUAGAUAAAUAAAGUUUGUAAAUGGCAAGUUUAUAUUAUUAAAUAUUGUAAAUAAACAUGAAUUAUAAAAAAAAUAUGAUAAAUUUGCCAAUGACAAUCGCUUUCUUAUUUUCAUUUUUUUUUUUAAAUUUCAACACAAAAAGAGCUGUGCCUGAGAUAUUAGUUAUUUGUUGACAUGUAUUAUGUUGCUUUGUUUAUCUUUUUAAUUUGCCAUGAUUUAUUUGAGUUUACACAGGUGUUUGAUGAUUAAAAUGAAAGCCAUGGAAGGUAUAUGUUUCGAAUUUUUUAAAAGUUCUUUCUGUGGCUAAAAUUGUCAGAGGGAGGUUUGAGAAAAAGUUAGAUAUCUGUAGGAGCAGUAGAAAAAUAAAUAUUUUCAUACUAUAAUACAAAGACUGAAUGAAAAAAUAAAUGAGUACGGUCUAUCCUGUAUUCACAUGUAAGAAUAAAUAUGAUUUAGACAUAAGGGAAUGGAGCUUUUCAACAAUUUAAUUUUAAAUCAGUAUUAAUAACAAAAAUUACUAUUCAGAGGUUAUACAAUAAGCUAAUGUUAAAAAUUGUUAUAGAUUCUUUUGGGGGAGUAAAAUAAGUCAUGUUUAAAUAGAUAUAUUUAGCAGCAUACUUCAACAUGCUGACUACUGGUAUACUACAAGGCUCUCUUUCCUUGCAUCUUUAAACAGUUUAAAUAAAGAAUUAGAAUAUGCAAAUGACAUAAUCAGCUGUAUAUAGAAAGUUACGGGAUGAAAGAAAAGUUCUAUAUUGUAGGUUCACGAUAUUAUGCAAUAUUGCGCCUGAUGAAAUUCCAAUUGGAAUUGGGGAGGAAAAGAGAAAAGAAAUAUUUUUAACUGCUUUGUUUGUAUUUAUAAAUAAGAAAUAUAUUGAUAAAAGUUGAAGGGGGAGGGAAAAGGUGAAUAAGAAAAAUUUGAAUGGUUGUGUAUUGAAUUACAAAAAAUGGUAGAACAUUUUUGUUUUGUGAGCAAUUGUUGAAUUAUGUAGAAAAAAAACGUAUUUACCCUAUUUGUUAUAGCUUGAUGUUUCAAAUGCAAUAAACCUACUUUGGAUAAAACAUCGAAAAGAUGACAGAAAAGCAUAUAAGCGUGUAACAAGCAAUACAAUGCACAGAAAAUUCAUAUUAAUUACACUGUUUAUUGACUUCAACUAAUAAGGUUCAUCACUUUUAAAGCAUUUAUUUCUGCAUAUAUCUUUUAUGCACAUUGUAUUUAUAUACACCGACAGAGUGAAGAUGCAAAUUGAAAUAAUACAAAAUAUUGUUCCUUUCAGUAUUGCACAAAAGCAAUCUUUUUUUUUUUUAAUAAUUUUUUGCACCCCUCCAAGUAAAAGGUCAACAGAGGUCAAAAUUUGCUGCAGUUAUGCUGACAACAUAACAUGUGGAUCUGAUGGGCUUUCUUAUAUAGCUGAGGCGAUGAGCCGUGCUUCAUACAAAGUCAUUGGAAAUAUGCAUACACAUAUAUCAUCAAGUCAAUUUUAGGUCGAAAACUUCUGAUUUUCAAAGCUUUAGGUUUUUGAGUUUUAGGAGAGCUGUUACUUUUCUGAUAAACACUAAAAUAUCACAUAAAUGAUACUAGUGUAAUCUUAUGGCUUAUAGGCUUUCUGUUGAUAUAUAAUUCACCUAUUUCAUAUUUCAUUACAUACAGGGUCUUAAAUAGUUGAUUCAAACACAAAAUAAAUUCUUUCAAAUUCUACUUUCAUAGUUUGGUGUGACUACGGGGGCCAAGCGUAGAAUGAACAUGAUCGAUGGUGAGGUUGGUUGAAAUAUACAGAGAGGUUAUGUUAUGAAAAAUGUUACUUUGCUUCAUGGUUAAGUUGAAUUUGUUUUCUUUGUACAUAACAAAUUUAUUGCUGAAAACCAAAGGUGUUACAAGCUAAAAUCCAGUCAGAAGAAUCAAUACCCGAUCUGAUUUCUGAAUAGCUAAAAGGUUGCAAGUCCUUCUACCAUUGUGCAGAAAAUCCUUGACUGGUUUUUAUGUCUUUGUACCGGAGUUGAUUUUUUUUUUACUAGAUUCCAUAUGAUUACCACCGUUCAGAUUUUAAGAUAGAUAUUUAUAUGAAUAUUAUAUUAAAUGAUUGUAGAAUGAAGAGAUAAUGAAGAGAUAUUGAAGGCAGUUUAUAUUUAUGUGAGUUGUAUUUUUAUGUUUCUUUAAGUGAUAUGCAUACUUUUGUUGAAUUGGAUGGAGUAGGAGAAAUCUUCUCGCUCUUCAGCGCGCUAUGAAAAGAAAUGAGUAAUUUUCUGAUUUUUUUUUUGUAUGCCACCAUUUCUUACAUAUCGCAUGAUAAAUAAAAUGCUGAUAUUUUUGUUUUCUCUCUUGUUUAAGAUGAUUAUUGUCAAGUUUUUAAGUGCAGUGAUGUUUAUGAACAUAGCUUGUAAAAAUAAAAAUACUGAGAUUUAUUACUGUGGCUUGUAAGAUUAUAAAAUUGCCCUGUUUAUCUUAACUAUGUACAGGCUGAGGAAAAUAAAACAAAUAAAACUUGUUUCUAUUGUA
Messenger RNA from Strongylocentrotus purpuratus (purple sea urchin), 7034 nucleotides. RefSeq names its product roundabout homolog 1. Bases 245 to 4459 code for a protein of 1404 amino acids. Gene Ontology annotation, cellular component: plasma membrane; axon. The transcript has 23 exons. The record is from RefSeq and is a predicted model, not a curated record. Gene Ontology annotation, molecular function: cell-cell adhesion mediator activity. NCBI's taxonomy places the organism in Eukaryota, Metazoa, Echinodermata, Echinoidea, Camarodonta, Strongylocentrotidae. Gene Ontology annotation, biological process: dendrite self-avoidance; axon guidance; homophilic cell-cell adhesion.